AAGCAAUUAACAAAUGCUUUAAAAGCAACCCGUCUACAUCUCUGUGCAGAGUUACCGCACGUGUACCUAUUCUUAAGCCAAUGAACAUUUAUCUACUGCGGAAACUGGAGGAGUUCUGAUUGUUUUACAGUAAAAUCAGAAUCUGUGCUACAGAUUCAGAUAGGAAAAGUUCUUUGGCUGUCUGAAUCAGUGAAGACUACCUUGCUGCACUGGAUAUCCAUCUUGUGGGAUGCAACGUUCAAGACAUUUUGGUAACAAUAUGGAUAAGCAAUGGGAAGCUGAAAGGCGUGGAGCUAAGAGAGCAGAAGCAAGGCUCAGCAACGGUAUUCAAGAAAUUGAAGAAGCUCAGCAUUACCAUAUGAACAACAUGGUAAAAGAGCAAAAACGAUUACAGAAAGAUCUUAUCAAGAUCAAGCAAGCUGCUGUUAAAAAAAACUCAAAUGUGAAAAACAAUAGAACAGACAUUCCACAAACAACAAACUCUGGGAAAAGUCAACUUGCAGCUUCUCCUGAUGGACCAGUCAUGGCAUUGGGCUCAUCAAUGACUCUUCAAAUGCGUAUAAAUGACUUCAUGGAUGGUGUAAAAAAAGGACAAUCUGAAAAUCUUCAGAGAAAAGGAAGUGAGUUGUCACUUUCUGGUACGAAUAUAAUAGAUAUCAAAACUUCUCUAUCUAGGAGGCUCAGCAUCUCUUCAGUAACUGAGGACACUGUUUUUCAGAAUGAUCUGUCAGGAAAAUCAUUUGGUCUUCUGUCUAAUACAAAUGAAAAAUCUGCCUCAGCAAACCCACAGUAUCUUAGACAGAGAAGAGGUUCCCUUUUCAAGGAUAAGGCAGCUUUUGAUGAAGAAAUCUAUGCCCCUGAUGGGGGUCUCCGUACCUUACACACAAUGCCUGACUUUAUGGAUUCCCUGGAGGAAGCAAAAAAUGCCAGAUAUAUUAGACACAGAGUCAAACCAGAGUCUGAAAAAGAACUGGGUGUUGGUGAAAUAUUUGAAAAGGAGGAUAGCGGUAGUUUUCCAUAAAGACAAUACAAGUGAAAAGGAAAACAUUAAAGAGACAACAUAAAACAGGCCUCUCUAGUUCUUUAUCAACAGACAUUACAAAUCGGAACCUUCUAAUGAUUGAUUGAUGCUAUAACAACAAAUGCCUUGUCUUCAGAACAAAUGUCAGUGUAUAGGUUGUUUGUUUGUCUUUAUAUUGUAAGAUUUAAUGGGUAACAGACAGAGUCAUCUAUCAUAAAAAAAAUUGUCAGGGAACUUUUUAGAAAAUAUUUGCAUUAUUUCUUUAUUUUGUUGAUUUAUC
This is a messenger RNA of Bufo bufo (common toad), 1301 nucleotides long. RefSeq names its product coiled-coil domain containing 190 (gene CCDC190). Lineage: Eukaryota; Metazoa; Chordata; Amphibia; Anura; Bufonidae. The record is from RefSeq and is a predicted model, not a curated record. The coding region runs from base 230 to 1021 and encodes 263 amino acids. The transcript has 4 exons.